Camelina sativa (false flax) is the source of this 1800-nucleotide messenger RNA. RefSeq names its product cytochrome P450 71B12. Gene Ontology annotation, molecular function: oxidoreductase activity, acting on paired donors, with incorporation or reduction of molecular oxygen; monooxygenase activity; heme binding. NCBI's taxonomy places the organism in Eukaryota, Viridiplantae, Streptophyta, Magnoliopsida, Brassicales, Brassicaceae. The record is from RefSeq and is a predicted model, not a curated record.
AUUCCAAUUACCCACGUACAUAGAAGCAAACCACACAGUCAUAUAUCCUACGCCUCUUCUCAAUUCUCACAAGCCACACAUACUAAUUCACUUCUUCAUUCGUAGAAGCAGACAAAUUCUCUCCCUCCCUCGCCCAACAGUGUUAACUCCUCCGCCACAAACUUUAAGUUUAAGGAAGCAAAAUGAGUUUCUGGUGGUAUAUCAUUGCGUUCUUCCUUUCAUCUAUGUUGAUUAUAAAGAAGACGAGAGCGAACAAGAAGAAUCUACCUCCCGGACCACCAAGACUUCCUAUAAUUGGCAACUUGCACCAACUAGGAUCAAAACCUCAUCGUUCGAUGUUCAAAUUAUCCGAAAAAUAUGGACCCCUAAUGUCUCUUAAGUUUGGAAGCGUGUCUACUGUUGUGGCAUCUACACCAGAGACUGUGAAGGAAGUCUUAAAAACGUUUGAUCUAGAAUGUUGUUCGCGACCUUAUAUGACUUAUCCUGCAAGAAUGACACACAAUUACAAAGAUCUUGCCUUUUCUUUCUAUAACAAAUAUUGGAGAGAAGUACGAAAGAUGACAGUUGUUGAGCUCUUCACUGCAAGAAGGGUAAAAUCAUUUCAAUAUAUAAGAGAAGAAGAAGUUUCAUCCUUUGUCCAAUUCCUCAAAGAGUCUGCUUCGUUGGACAAACCAGUUGACUUCAACCAAAAGUUAGUGAAACUUUCUGGGAAUGUGAUUUGUAAAGUUGCAUUUGGGAUAACUCUCACAGAAGGCAAACUUGAGAAUACUUUUGAGGAAGUCGUUCAAGGAACCAUGGAGGUGCUAGGGAGCUUUGCAGCAGCGGAUUACUUCCCAGUUAUUGGUAAAAUCAUCGAUAGGGUCACAGGAUUACAUAGCAAAUGUGAGAAUGUUUUUAAGGCACUGGAUUCAUUUUUCGAUCAAUCUAUAAAGCAUCACCAAGAAGAUGAAAGUAUCGAUGAUGAUAUCAUUGCUUUGCUCCUCAAGAUGGAAAGGGGAGAAACUGGGCUGGGAGAGUUUCAACUAACUCGAAACCACCUGAAAGGGAUUCUUCUGAACCUUCUUCUUGCGGGAACAGACACUGCUGCCAACACCGUGACAUGGGCAAUGACACAUUUGAUUACAAACCCAAGAGUUAUGAAGAAGGUGCAAGCGGAAAUGAGAGAAGUGAUCAAAGACAAAGAUGAUAUCACCGAAGAGGCUAUAGAACGACUCGAGUAUUUGAAAAUGGUCAUUAAAGAAACAUUUAGGAUAAACCCACUUGUGCCAAUACUAAUCCCAAGAGAGGCUUCAAAAGAUCUAAAGAUUGGAGGUUAUGACAUUCCAAAGAAAACAUGGAUCCAUGUCAACAUAUGGGCUGUUCAUCGGAAUCCAAAUGUUUGGAAAGAUCCGGAAGCUUUCAUCCCUGAGAGGUUUAUGGAUAGCGAGAUUGACUAUAAAGGUCUAAAUUUUGAGUUGUUGGCGUUUGGUAGCGGAAGGAGAGUGUGCCCAGGUAUAGGAAUGGGUAUGACUUUGGUACACUUGGCUCUUAUCAAUCUUCUUUACCGUUUCGACUGGAAGCUUCCUGAAGGAAUGAAGAUUGAAGAUGUUGAUCUUGAAGAAUCGUAUGGACUUGUUAGUCCUAAGAAAACUCCACUUGAGCUUGUCCCCGUCCUUACCCAAUGGACUUGAGCUUCACUUCACUUUUUAAUUUCAUAGUUCAAAAUAAAUAAUGUGAAGAUCUUAUACCAUUACCAUAUCAUAAAUAAUGUGAAGAUCUUAUACAAUUCCCAUAUCAAUAAAAUGUUUCUUCAAUCCGAAA